This is a messenger RNA of Coprinopsis cinerea okayama7#130, 216 nucleotides long. RefSeq lists its product as hypothetical. The record is from RefSeq and is a predicted model, not a curated record. Lineage: Eukaryota; Fungi; Basidiomycota; Agaricomycetes; Agaricales; Psathyrellaceae. Bases 1 to 216 code for a protein of 71 amino acids. The transcript has 2 exons.
AUGGCCGAGCACCGUCCUCUGGGAAGCUCCACAUACACAUCUAUCGACGGCGAACAUCACACCGUCGUCAUCCUCCACGUCACCUUCCCAGUCCCUUCAACCACGUUCCUACCCGACAAAAACAUUGGGGGAGAAGUUCAAGAAGACCGACGUGUACAAGACUCGAGGACGCCAGGUAAUAAUGCCUCAACACGUAGUCAAGGCACGGGCAUGUGA